AUGGACCGGGAAUCUUUUCUGAAAGAUCAACUAGAAGCUGUUCAAAAGGCGUUGACGAAGUACGAAAUGCCUCUUAAGCCGAAACACGCUCGUAGACUUAUCCUUGGAACUCAUCGAGAAAAAAAUGCCGCCGUUUUCUGGAAUGCAGUAAACCGAAUGCAAUUGGAGAAGAAUCCUGUAAUUUCUUGGAAGUUUUGUCACUUGCUGCAUAAGCUUUUGAGAGAUGGACACCGGAAAGUUCCAGAAGAUUCAUAUAGGUUUAUGAAGCGAGUCGGUAUGCUUUCACAGUUUUGGAAACAUUUGCCUGGCUAUGGCGGUUGCAUUGAACAAUAUUGCAAAUUACUUGUGGAACGACUGGAGUUUCAUAAAAGAAAUCCCAUCGUGCCCGGAAGCCUUCAGCUGCCAGAAAAUCAAAUUACGGCGUUGGAUUUGGAUUCUUCUUUUGCUCUGUCUAUUGAAAUGUUAGAUCAAAUGGAUAAUUUGCUGGAACUACAGAAUCGAGUGUUUGACAAUCUCGAAGCAUUACGUUGGUCUUCACUUGUUCCACAAGGGCAAUGUUUGUUAGCUCCGUUGAUUCUCUGCAUUUUGGAUACAUCAAAGCUGUACGAUUACCUUGUGAAGAUAAUUUUUAAAUUACAUGCGCAAAUACCAGCCGAUGCGUUGAUUGGACAUAGGGAUCGAUUCAAGGAUAUCUUUCGAAGGACCAAAAAGUUCUACGAGGAGUCAUCAAAUCUGCAGUACUUUAAAUACCUUGUCUCGAUUCCGACGCUUCCAAAUGCACCUCCAAACUUCUUAAGUGCCAGUGAUUUGGAUUCUUACAGAACACCACAUGCUUAUCUUCAUGGGGAAGGCAGCGAAGGAGACGACAGGUCUGUCGCAGAAGUGACUGAGGAGUCGUUGGUAGAUCUUUACGAGGAAAGCGCGCACAUUCAAUCGCAGCCAUCACCUACACCAACAGUUUCAGAAAGAGAUGAACAAAUGCUAGGAUUACAACGAGCAUUGGAAGAUGAACGUUUUGCAAAAGAACGGUUGAUUGCUGAAGCUAGAUCACGAAUUGAACAAUAUGAAAAUCGGUUAGCACAAAUCCAAGGAGACUUUGAACAUGCUAGGCGAGAAGCUGAUGAAAACAAAGAAGAACUGGAUCGAGUGAAAGCAGAACUGAUGACGCGGGACACGCAACGUGCGUUGAGCGAAGACGCACGAGUUCGGGAAAUUGAGGGCAGAACAGUGCUUGCUGAAGAUCGAUUUGCUAAGAUGAAAGCUGUCUAUGAGCGUUUCCGAGCAGAGCAUGUUACGGCUCUGCAAAAGCUCAGUGAGUUGCAGAAACAGCUAGAAACAAGCGAAAAGGACAGAAUGGACAAGGAGCAAGAACUAAGAGAACUGCGGAGAAAUCUUGAAAGUGCGGAAAAACAACAAAGUGCUCUCGACGACUCUCGUUUUUUGGCUGAUGAUCUUCGUUCUCAACUAGCAAAGGCCGAUCUUCAAAUGGAACAACUACAAAAAGAAUUAUCGGAAACACAGCGCGAAAACUUGAAGAAAUUAGAAGACCAGCGGAAGUCGGCUUUACAGCUUUGUGUUGUUGGCAUAAAGAAGAUGCUGGAGAAGGGCCUCGAGGAUAUAAACAAUGCCACUACGAUAACAUUCCCUCCACGGAAAUCUAGAAGCCCUGACUUUUCGGGUCAUUGUGUCUCGACCGCUGUUGUAAACUGCGCAUCUGCAGCUUAUACCGCUUCCAUUCAACACUUCGAUCAUAUUAAUGAGCUAUGCAAAGAAAUCCUUUCUGUUUCUCUCAAUGCUUAUCAGAAUUGGAACUUUUUUGAGUUAAAGAGUUUGAUUGAUAAACUACUCGGCGCUAUCACAAACUUACCGGUUCAAAAUGAUGUCGAUAAAGAAAAGGUUGGUAGUGAAGUGGACCUUGAAAUGCGACGGAUGGAUGAAGCAAUUCGAUUGGCUGUAGAGAAAAUAGAAGAAAUCCAAAGAAGAGCCCGUCAAAGUUCGGAUGGCAUAAGGCUGGAAGUCAACGAAGCUAUUUUGGGAUGUUGCCAGCAAUUAAUGAAUGCAAUCAUGAUUCUAGUAUCACGAAGCCGCGAAUUGCAAGAAGAAAUUGUUGCCGCGGGCAGGGGUGGAGCUAGUCCAGCAGAGUUCUAUAAACGCAAUCAUCAAUGGACUGAGGGUUUGCUUUCUGCCGCGAAAGCUGUUGGGGUUGCUGCUCGAGUACUUGUCACGGCAGCCGAUGAGGCGGUUGCUGGCACGGGGAAAUUUGAGUCGUUAAUCGUGGCCGCUCAGGAAAUUGCCGCUUCAACGGCGCAACUUUUUGUUUCAAGCCGAGUAAAAGCAGACCGUGAUUCAAACAGGCUAAGUGCGUUGUCGGUGGCAUCAAGGAAUGUUAAUCAAUCAACGGCGCAGGUUGUUGCGAGUGUGAAAAACGCUCAAGCUACUCUUAACGACAAAGAUGUUCUUGAUUUCUCCCACCUUUCUCUUCAUGAAGCAAAGAAAGAAGAGAUGGAAUCACAAGUGAAAAUGCUUGAACUGGAGCAAGAAUUAACGCGAGAAAGGGCACGCUUGGCUGAGCUUCGAAAAGCCCACUAUCACAUGGCUCAAAUUGUCGCUACAAACAAAAGU
Molecule: messenger RNA, 2622 nt
Organism: Mesorhabditis belari
Lineage: Eukaryota; Metazoa; Nematoda; Chromadorea; Rhabditida; Rhabditidae
Source: the annotation of a GenBank genome assembly